This is a messenger RNA of Amaranthus tricolor (Joseph's coat), 1236 nucleotides long. Its product is annotated as protein YABBY 4-like. The coding region runs from base 334 to 1026 and encodes 230 amino acids. The transcript is spliced from 7 exons. Gene Ontology annotation, cellular component: nucleus. Lineage: Eukaryota; Viridiplantae; Streptophyta; Magnoliopsida; Caryophyllales; Amaranthaceae. The record is from RefSeq and is a predicted model, not a curated record. Gene Ontology annotation, biological process: regulation of leaf development; multicellular organism development; polarity specification of adaxial/abaxial axis.
GUAGGGUUGAAUCAAAAAUUAAGGGCAUUCUCUCUUAUUAUUAUCUACUAGAUCAAACACACAACACAGAACCCCCCACUAUCUUCUCCCCUUUCUCUUUUCUCUUAUCUCUCUCUAUCCACUCACCUGUCUUUCACUCUGAGCAACAAUACACAAAGCUGAAAUUAAACCCAACAAACAAAGAAAGAAAAUUAUUUAAAUAAGGAUCCAAAGUGUUGUAAGUAUUUCAUCUGUCAAAUACAUCAAUCAAUCAAUCAAAUCAUAUCAAUACAUAAGAUUGAUCAUAUUAUUUCAAAUCCUUCAAAUCAAUUAAAAAAAAAGAAGACUAGGGAAAUGUCAAGCUCUAUUGCUGGGUCAUCAACAACUACUAACUUGUCAUUGGACCACUUCCCAUCUUCUGAACAGCUUUGUUAUCUCCAAUGCUCUCGUUGUGAGACUGUCCUUGCGGUGAGUGUGCCGUCGAGCAGCUUGUUCAAAACGGUGACGGUCCGAUGCGGCCACUGUGCGCAUCUUCUGCCAGUAAACACACGGUCACUGCUGCAGCCACCGGCUAAUCAGUUUCAUUUGAGUCAUCAUAACUACUUCUCACCCACCUCUCAUUACCUUCUGGGGGAAAUGCCAAACCCAGCUCCAAAUUACUCAGUGACACAACCAAGUGCUGCCUCUAGUUACAUGACUGCAACAUCCAGCCGAGGCAGUGGUCCGAAUGAGCUUCCUAGGCCUCCUACAACAAACAGACCUCCUGAAAAAAGACAGAGAGUUCCUUCGGCUUACAAUCGAUUUAUCAAAGAUGAGAUUCAACGUAUUAAGGCUGAAAAUCCUAAUAUUUCUCAUAGAGAAGCUUUCAGCGCUGCCGCAAAGAAUUGGGCCCACUUCCCUCACAUUCAUUUUGGGCUGAUGCCGGAUCAGACGGUGAAGAGGACAAGUACCAUGCGCCCUCAUCAUCCGCAGGAAGCUGGAGAAGAUGUCCGCAUGAGGAAUGGAUUUUAUGCUGCUCAAGCAAAUGUCGGUGUCUCUCCUUACUAAUUAAAUUAAAUAAAUAAUUGUAUUAAUGCAUACUAAUUAAUGUUUUAAUUAAAUUAUGUCCUCUUUUAAUUAUGAUCUUUAGGAUGCUUCUGCUCCAUUAUAGUUGUCUACGACGAAUGUAUUUUAUUGUGUUGUUAUGUUCUGUCUAAUUUCUAUGAUAUUUUCAUAACCCUCCAUUAAUUUCAAGGGAAGAUGUGUUUGAUUUGCUCA